Messenger RNA from Ochlerotatus camptorhynchus, 1600 nucleotides. RefSeq names its product glycosylated lysosomal membrane protein-like. The record is from RefSeq and is a predicted model, not a curated record. The transcript has 4 exons. Lineage: Eukaryota; Metazoa; Arthropoda; Insecta; Diptera; Culicidae. The coding region runs from base 201 to 1406 and encodes 401 amino acids. Gene Ontology annotation, cellular component: lysosome.
UCACUAAACAUCGAAACCUCGCACACAUCCUAAGCGUCCGAACGGUCCGAACCGAAGAGUGAGUGUUUGUGAUAAGGUUUUUGUUGUUAAUAAAGGGAUACUUUCGUUGUUGUUCCACUUAUCUUUUAUACUGUUUACUGCGGGAUCGAUAUCGAAGAGCGUGUUUUAAAAACGGGGGGUGGAUUAAGCAUAGGUGAACAAUGUUUAAGCUGCAAAGAGCUUCGCAUACGGUGCUGCUGCUGCUGUUGGCUUUCACUGGUGUCGGAUUAUGCUCGGCCCAAUCGAGUGACAUCGAACGGACGCUGACGGGUUGGCUGAAUCCCGGUUGCCCGGAGAAUAUCUGCUCCGGCGACAGCGCGGGGAUUACUCUGGUUCACAUCCGGGCGGAUUCGGCCGUGGAUACAAUACACUACGUGUGGGAUUUCACCGGGAAACCAACGAUUCUGGUGGCGCUGACCAGGAAGAAUGUCACCUUGGACAUCCAUUGGGAUGAUCUCUUUGCAGGACGACCUCAGUCCGUCAAAUUUAGUGAACAACCGAUAUACACCUUUAUGACGGUUAUCAAUCGGAUUUUCCAAUUCGAUGACCCCGAGGAUAAGGGAACGAUGGCCGAAAAUGCGACUCUGUUCGUGUUUGACCCUCAUGAGUUUGCCUACAAUCGGACUUUGGUGUGGUUCAACGAGAAGGAUGUCAUCGCGACGCUGAAUGUCAAUAAUAAUUUCCUGUUUAAGUUGAAUGCCUUCUCGACACGUGACCACGGUAUGGACUAUCCGCAUUUACUGCAUACGUCCAACUCGACCCAGAUCGACAUCGUAUUCAACAAUAUCAGUACGAAGUUUGAGCGACCCCGGUUCGCAGUUGAACUGCUGUUUGUCGUGUCAGAGCAGGCAGUGAGCGGAUCGGAUUUCGAGAUAACGAAGCGGAAAAGUUUGGACGAUGAACAUACACCUGGAAUUUUUGAAAUCAUCGACGUUCUAUCGCCAGGAGCGUUCAAAUACUCCACCGGAGGUUAUCUGGAAUAUCGGCCGGUGGCCUACACUCAUCCGGAGCGGGAUGUCUCCACGUCGACCGAAACACACCAGACUGAACCGAAAUCCAUCGAGUACCCUGCCAAUGAACUGAAUGUCACCCUUGCCUAUGCAAUUUAUGGCUCAAAGCUAGACUCACUGCUGGUUCAGGGCAUGAACAUCUCGUUCGGUUUCAGCGGCGAUGGAUUCUACAGUAAAACGAACUACACCACCAUGACGUUCCAGGUUGGUUACGGAGUUCCUCCGAUUGAAAAGCUGUCUGCCUUUGUCCUGAUCGUUGCCGGAAUCGGCAUCGGACUGCCGCUGGUGAUGCUCGUAUUCGGCGGAAUUUACGUUUGCCUCAAAAAGCUAAGGAAUCGCCCGGGAAUUCGGGUCUAGGAAACAGUUCCGUCCUCGAGAGACAUUAAUAUUACUAGUGAAACAUUUCUCGUUACUAGCCAUAGGAUGGAAUGAACGCUACCAAGUAUUGACACAUUCUCUAUAAAAACCAACAACGAUAUGAUUCAAAUGUGAUAGCAAAUUAUUGAAUGAAAGUUGCAAGGGUAAUAAAGUUUAGUUUUGUAGACAAAUUA